Molecule: messenger RNA, 1014 nt
Organism: Durusdinium trenchii
Lineage: Eukaryota; Dinophyceae; Suessiales; Symbiodiniaceae
Source: the annotation of a GenBank genome assembly
AUGGGCUGCCUUUUUGGGAAACCCAAGAAAGGUGAUCCCAAUGCCACACUGGAGCUUCUUCCGUGCGAGAAGAAUGCACCCAAGGUUGCAGUUCGAGGUGUCGUGACGGAGCAGGAUGACCAGCAGGACGGCUUUGCACCCAAGAAGGCCACUACGGAGGGCGUACCGGGCAUAUUGAAACGAGCCGCCGUGGGAUAUGUAUGCAGGAAAGGCUUGAAGCCUGAAAGCCCCAGCCAGGAUGAUUUCUGCAUUUUUCACACAAAGUUUGCUACUUUAGUGGGCGUUUUCGAUGGGCAUGGCCCCUACGGCCAUCACUUAGCGAACUACGUCCAAGAGAUUCUUCCCCGAGAAUUUCUUCAAUCUCAGCACUUCAAGCAAAAUGACGUGGAAAAGGCACUCAAGGACGCCUUUGCCGCAACGCAGAAAAGAUGCUUGGAAAGCCAGGAAGAGCGCGGUUUCGAUUGUUCUUUGAGCGGCACUACAGCAACCAUGGCUUUUGUGCGGAAGAAUGUGGUGUACAUUGCCAACGUUGGAGACUCGACAGGGAUUCUGGCAAGGAAGGCUGUGGCUGGAAAGGUUUUUACUUGGGAGCAGCUUACACGUGUUCAUCGGCUCUCUGAUGAUGAAGAGAAGCAGAGAGUGGAAGAAAGCGGAGGAGAAGUGAAACGCCUUGACGGAGACCUUCCACAAAGGCUGUUUUUGAAGAACCAAUUAUACCCAGGUUUGAUCAACUCAAGAUCCUUGGGCGACACGAUUGGCACCAGCUGUGGGGUCAUUUCCGAUGCUGAUGUCAGACGGAUCGAAUUCAGGGAGAAGGAGUUGUUUAUGCUGAUUUGCUCAGAUGGGGUUUGGGAGUUCUUUGAAAUGCAGGAGGCCGUGGACUUGGUGGCCCCAUUUGGCAAAGCCAAGGCCCAAGAAGCGGCUGAGGCCUUGGCAAAGGAGGCAUGGAAGCGCUGGAUACAAGAAGAGGGGAAUGUGGUCGAUGAUAUCACAGUGAUAGUUUGUUGGCUGUAA